UGCGUCACUCCCUUUGGUGGAAAGAAAGUAGAGGAGACAAGAAGCAUGCAAGUCAAUCUGUGCCAAUGGCAUCACAAGGGGAUGGAUGGAAGCUCGGAUGAUAAGGAGACCUCUCCCAUGGUUCAGUCUCAAAGCGAUACGAAUCUUACAAGAAGCGCUUAGGCUGCUGGUGCUGCUGUUAUUAAUUAGGAAAUUCCCUAGUUUGUGGAAGGCAGUGCUUCUCUGCUAAGCAGCUGGGCACCACUUGUGAGGAUGAUCCAUGCCAACUGGAUUUGAUUUUCAAGCCCCAAAAGCGAAGGGGGACCUGUUACUGCAAGAUCGUCGAGGACCUCAUAGGUUUUUCUGACCCUUGAACUGUAGAAGAGCUUUCAUCGCAGCUUCGUUUUCUGUGCAUUGCUGUUAGAUACCAAUGGAAGGUAUCAUGGCUCCCGAGGAGACCCAAGGGGUGGCAAAGUCUGCGAUGGAAAAACUAUCCAGUGCCAUGGGUGACAGAACUAAGCAGAUUGGCACAGCAAUAAAGGAACCACACCACCAGAGACGGCUUAUAUUGUUCAUUGUGUGUGUGGCUCUUUUCCUUGAUAACAUGUUAUACAUGGUCAUAGUUCCCAUUAUCCCAGACUUUAUUCAAAACUUGAGAUCGGUCAGUGAACAUCAUGCCAAAGGCAUUAAUUCCAGUAGUCAGUAUAGGUAUAAUAAGUCUUCUGUAAUUAGACCCCAAUACCCAGCAGAAAAUGAAGAUAUGAAGAUUGGAGUCCUGUUUGCUUCUAAAGCAAUCCUGCAACUACUAAUCAACCCACUAAGUGGAACUUUUAUAGACAGGGUUGGAUAUGACAUUCCCCUUCUUAUUGGACUGAUUGUUUUGUUUUUCUCGACAGUCAUAUUUGCGUUUGGUGAAAACUAUGCCACCUUGUUUGUAGCUAGAAGCCUCCAAGGAGUGGGAUCUGCGUUUGCAGACACUUCUGGAAUUGCCAUGAUAGCCGAUAAAUACACAGAGGAGGCUGAAAGGAGCAAAGCCCUAGGCAUAGCAUUGGCAUUUAUCUCAUUCGGUAGCUUGGUGGCGCCCCCUUUUGGGGGCAUAUUGUACCAGUUCGUAGGCAAGCGAAUGCCUUUUCUAGUUCUGGCUGGUAUUGCUCUUAUAAAUGGCGUGCUGCUAUUAUUAGUCAUCAAACCCUUUACUAAUAGGACUAGAGCAAAUAUGCCAGUUGGCACACCCAUCCACAGACUGAUGAUAGAUCCUUACAUUGCUGUGGUGGCAGGGGCUCUUACCACGUGUAAUAUUCCUUUGGCAUUCCUUGAGCCCACCAUAGCAAAUUGGAUGAAAACAACAAUGGAUGCAUCUGAGUGGCAAAUGGGUUUGACUUGGUUACCAGCCUUCUUCCCUCACGUCCUUGGUGUCUAUAUAACUGUAAAGCUUGCUGCCAGUUAUCCUCACUACCAGUGGUUUUAUGGGGCUAUAGGAAUGGUUAUCAUAGGUGCAAGUUCUUGUACUGUACCAGCAUGUAAAAACUUCUGGGAGCUAAUUGUGCCCUUGUGUGGGAUCUGCUUUGGCAUAGCCCUAGUAGACACUGCCCUAUUGCCAACCCUUGCCUUACUGGUAGAUAUUCGGCAUGUAUCAGUUUAUGGAAGUGUUUAUGCCAUAGCUGAUAUAUCAUACUGUGUGGCAUAUGCCAUGGGACCUGUAGUUGCUAGUCAAAUUGUUCAUACUACGGGUUUCACACAACUUAACCUCGGUAUGGGUCUAGUCAAUGUUCUGUAUGCACCGGCUCUUCUGUUCCUCAGAAAUGUGUGUCAGAUGAAACCCUCUCACUCAGAGAGGAACAUAUUGUUGGAUGAAGGCCCUAAGGGCUUGUACGACACUAUUAAAAUGGAGGAACGAAAAGCCAAGUCGCACAAAAGAAAUCCAAAUGAUGGGGUGAAUGAAAGUAUCAUGGACAAUUAUCAUGAUCCGCGUAAAGGUAACUACGGGUCUGAAGAGGACUCAUCUGAUUAUGAGUACAGUUAAAUCCAAUGAUCCAAUUUCCGUAUGUUUAUACAAUACAUUAAUUAUCAAUUGUUCAGUUGUUGUGAUGUCAGGAUGUUUUCUGUCGACCUUUUUUUAUGAUUUGUUUGCUGACAGAUCAAAUUAAUAGACA
Xenopus laevis (African clawed frog) is the source of this 2132-nucleotide messenger RNA. It is a transcript of the gene slc18a3.L, whose product is annotated as solute carrier family 18 (vesicular acetylcholine transporter), member 3 L homeolog. The record is from RefSeq and is a predicted model, not a curated record. Bases 410 to 2002 code for a protein of 530 amino acids. Gene Ontology annotation, molecular function: acetylcholine transmembrane transporter activity; transmembrane transporter activity. Gene Ontology annotation, cellular component: AP-1 adaptor complex; terminal bouton; membrane. Gene Ontology annotation, biological process: organic hydroxy compound transport; chemical synaptic transmission; acetate ester transport. Lineage: Eukaryota; Metazoa; Chordata; Amphibia; Anura; Pipidae. The transcript has 2 exons.